AUGUACGUUACCAACUUUUGUCUUUCUACAGAUUUCAACUCGGCCAUCAUGACAGCAUCAAGAAAAAUUGGAGUGCUUAUUCUGAUGUUUAGUAUGUCCCUCUUGCUCACCUCUGUACGAGCAAAUAACUGUGAAACCGAGUUGCUACACAGAUGCAUUUCUCGCUAUAGAGAACUUGUAAAGGAAAAACCAAAUAAUGAACAGCAUUGUACACGUGUACAGGUAAGACUGACGAUAUUAAGGAAAAUUUCUGAUCAAGUCUCCAUGAAUGUUAUGUUUAAGGCAAGGCAGUCUUUUUUCCUUUUAUUUCCCUUCAAUUCCACGACGGUUCAUGUCCCGAUCUGGAGAAAGUACGAUAUAUAGGGUAACCUCUCCUUUGGAGACAUUUCUCGGAUAAAUAUCUCAUUUGAGACAGAGUAGUUUUUUUAUCGAAACUAGAACAAUCCGGAACAAUAUUUGCAUGAUAAUUUGAUUUUAAGACAGGCCCUGUUGUCCCAAUGCGAUAUUUCCUUGGGUAUAAAUGCUUGUUCUCAGGGGUUUUCGUCAUUAUUAUAAAUAUUUUUGGUAUAAUCUUCCAAAACUCCUACGAGCCUCUAUAAAAGGAAGGCUUACUUCGUUCCUCGGCUGAGGAUGCCCCCCUCCCCCCCUCCCCCACUCCGGAAGGAAUAUUCACUUUAAAAUGUAAAUUGCACCAUCUCAAUUAAGUAAAGGUAAUAAGAUGAUUUUGGGUACAAUUUGAUGUUAAUAAGCACGAGAAAAUUUUUGCCAAACAGCAAAAGGCACGAGCCCGUCGGAAAAGUGCAAUUUACAAGCGCUUAUUACACCAAACUGCCCGAGAAAUCAUGUUAAUACUUGUUAUUAUUGUGCAUGAAAGAACAUCAUAGAAAGUCAAGACAGACGAAAUUUUAAAAGUGUGCGCACGCUAUUUGUAAUUUGAAGAUGUGUUACAAUUUUGCUUUCGUGUUACAAUUUUUCACUCGUAUUACAUGAGAAUGCAUUCGUUUUUCAUUCGAUUAGAAGCGCGUAAUUUUUCAUAUACAUUAUUACAAUAGAAAAUGAAUUCUUGCGUCGUAGGAUCUAAAAGAGUUAUUUUCUAAUUAAACCGAAGGGGGUGGUCGAUUGCUUUGCUGAAAAUCCUUCUUGCCAAGGACAAUCAAUAAACCGAUUUCGUUUGUGGAUUCUGCAAGAGGCAAUGCUAGAAGUAAAACUGAAGGUUUGUCCAAGGGUUAACCACGAAGGCCUUAAGGAUACCAGUGAGAAGACAGGUGAAAUAGAAUAGAUGUUGUCUUCGGCUAAUCUCGAUUUGGAUGAUGUCGCUUCGAGUUGUUCCAUUUUGCUAGAUGUGCACUUUAGUUUAAAAAGGGUAACAUUUUUAUAAUAUCUAGACACAGUGCCUUUGCAUUCAUGCUUCAAACCAUCAUUAUAUUAUUUUAUCUGAAUCCAGCCAUCCGAGUCCAAAUUGCAAUUUAAGAUCAAUGACAAAACAUGGCCUUUACGCAAACUCUAUUUCUGCCACAGGUGCUGCCGCGGGAUACAUGUUGGUGGAAAACUUAGGUAAGAGAACUUCUCUUUGGUCAGUUUUUUCUUAACGUAAUUCCUCGCCCCAACGAAAAAGAAGGAGUACCUAAAGUUCCAAAUUUCACUGCUAGCUCAAGUUUGUUUCUGGUUUUUAUUUUUUUUUUUCUUAAUUUGGCAAGGAAUGUUUAUAAUGAUGGUGUGUCCGACAUUUCAGAAAUUCAUGUUGCUAUUCUUAGCAUGGGAUAUAAGGCCUCUGGACGAAUUUGAACCAGAAAAUUCUGUAAAAUGCUAAUUAAGUCAUCUGUGCUCUUGUUGCAAACUAAAUGGAAUAAAUGAAACCGAUGUAAACUUCUAUGAAUCACUUUUAAAGCAGGGUGCUAAUUGUUCAUGCUGCGUUGCUGUUCUCGGUUUUUCAGAUCAAGACGAUUUUUUCAACUCUUGUGCUGUUCAAGUUCAUAGGACGUGUAGCAAAAAAUUUCUAGAUUUGAUGAAGGAAAACCAACGUAUUUGUGGAGAUUCAGUCGAGUGGUUUGCAUGCUACAAGACUAAGGCCAUUGAAAUAAACUGUAACUCCCCCAUUAUAAAACAAUAUUCAAACUUUGUCGAGAAGGUUGGAAUUCAACUCGUCAGUGAUGCACUGUUUGCCAACUCAUGUAACGCCGAGCUGUAG
This is a messenger RNA of Pocillopora meandrina, 2188 nucleotides long. NCBI's taxonomy places the organism in Eukaryota, Metazoa, Cnidaria, Anthozoa, Scleractinia, Pocilloporidae. The record is from the annotation of a GenBank genome assembly.